This is a messenger RNA of Boleophthalmus pectinirostris (great blue-spotted mudskipper), 2674 nucleotides long. It is a transcript of the gene cdk5, whose product is annotated as cyclin-dependent kinase 5. Gene Ontology annotation, cellular component: cytoplasm; nucleus. The transcript has 12 exons. NCBI's taxonomy places the organism in Eukaryota, Metazoa, Chordata, Actinopteri, Gobiiformes, Gobiidae. The record is from RefSeq and is a predicted model, not a curated record. Gene Ontology annotation, biological process: protein phosphorylation; neuron apoptotic process; synaptic vesicle transport. The coding region runs from base 138 to 1016 and encodes 292 amino acids. Gene Ontology annotation, molecular function: ATP binding; cyclin-dependent protein serine/threonine kinase activity.
GCAGAGGAGCCUGUCAGCUGCAGAGCGACUCAAGCAGACAGUGCAGCUUGUUUUGAGCUAAACCCAAAUUAACCACAAACUUCCGCAGAUUUGUUUUGACAAACGUCAGUGAACGAGGCUGGCUGUACGAGCCAAACAUGCAGAAAUAUGAAAAGCUUGAAAAGAUCGGAGAGGGUACUUAUGGAACAGUGUUCAAAGCUAAAAAUAGGGAAACGCAUGAGAUCGUGGCUUUGAAACGAGUCCGAUUAGACGACGAUGAUGAGGGGGUGCCCAGCUCAGCACUCAGAGAGAUCUGCCUGUUGAAAGAGUUAAAACAUAAAAACAUUGUUAGGCUACAUGAUGUUUUGCACAGUGACAAGAAAUUAACUUUGGUUUUUGAAUAUUGUGACCAGGAUUUGAAGAAGUAUUUUGACAGUUGCAAUGGAGAUUUAGAUCCUGAAACUGUAAAGUCGUUCAUGUAUCAGUUGUUGAAGGGCCUUGCGUUCUGUCACAGCCGAAACGUGUUGCACCGAGACCUGAAGCCACAGAAUCUGCUCAUCAACAGAAACGGAGAGCUGAAACUGGCAGACUUUGGCUUGGCCCGAGCUUUUGGCAUUCCUGUCAGGUGUUAUUCCGCAGAGGUGGUGACUCUGUGGUACCGGCCCCCAGACGUGCUCUUUGGUGCUAAGCUCUACUCUACCUCAAUCGACAUGUGGUCUGCUGGCUGUAUAUUUGCAGAGCUGGCUAACGCAGGGCGCCCCCUCUUCCCUGGCAACGAUGUGGACGAUCAACUCAAGAGAAUCUUCAGGUUGUUGGGAACACCGACUGAGGAGCAGUGGCCCACAAUGACCAAACUCCCAGACUACAAGCCAUAUCCAAUGUAUCCAGCCACCACCUCUUUGGUCAACGUGGUCCCAAAACUAAGUAGCACAGGGCGGGAUUUACUCCAGAACCUACUGAAAUGUAACCCAGUGCAGAGGAUCUCGGCGGAGGAGGCCUUACAGCACCCGUACUUCGCAGACUUCUGUCCCCCAUAAGGAACCACCACGGUCCCAUCAACCAAUCCUCUUUCUCCAUUCAGUCUUCAGCAGUUUUAAUGACACUCCAUCACUCACUCUGGUCGUGCCUCAGCGUGGAACAAAAUCACAACAGCUUUUAACUUAUUUAUGCCGGUACAAACUUCUCACCAUCAGUACACAGGAGCUUAAGUGUUACAAUAAAUCACAUUUAUAUGUCUGAAGUAUAUUUAAUUUAAUUUUUUUUUUUUUUGCAAUAGGGACAUACAUUUUUAUUUCAGUUACUGUGUUUUUAAAAUUACAUUAUAAUUCUAGGAGCCAUGAACAUUUGAAAAUACAUACAGUUGUCUCUUAUCAUAAAUGUCUGGGCAGCUAAAGAGUGCUAUUGUUUGGCAAUAAUUAAAUCAGUUUUAGAACAAAAUAUUGAAUUAUUUUAAACAUCAAAAUUAAUCAAAAUACAUGAUUCAUAAAUAAUUAUAGUCGUUAUGCCACUACCCCUUGAAAGAGUUGUAAAAUGGCAUGGAGAAUAAUUCUUUUCUCAGGCUAUUUUUGUGUUUUUGUGCACUUUUGUUUUGUUUUGUUAAAGGUGCGCUGCGUAACAUUUCUAGCGGAGGGUCUGCCACUUGAUGUCUCCAUGGAGAUGCUAUUGCUUUGACAAGAAUGUUCCACAGUUUAGAUUAAACUAUAAAAUUAGAUCUGCGGAGAGUCGCCCCUUUUCACAGAAGGAAUUAUUGUAUUUUUGAGCAAUAGAAACACUCUUAAUGAAGAAAUACUAGAUGGAUAUAUUUAAUUUCAUACCAUGGAACAUCCAGGAUAAGCAAUAUAAUCUCCAUGGAGACAAGUAGGUGGCAGAUCCAUCACCAGAAAAGUUCCGCAGCGCACCUUUAAGUAUAAGUUGACAUUGACAGCCAGCGAAAAUCUGGUUAUGACUUAAUGGGCCAAUAUAACUAGAUGUGGACCAGUAAGACACUUUGCUUUGUAUUUGAGAAUUUUGGUAGCGCUUUUGUAUCAUUUUACUCUAGAGACCAGGGUUUUACAUGACGGUUUUGCAUUGUUGGCAGUUUUAAAUAUUGAAAUUUAUUGUUUGGCUUCAGGGACUAGUUUCACAAAGGUAAACAAAACUAGAGACUGUUUAAAUGUCAUACGUGUGUUCAGUUGCUUCUUAACACUGCUUACUACCAUGCUGUUUUUGAAUAUUAUAAAAAGGAAAACGGGGUUUGCUAUCAGACUAAUGCAAAAUCUAAACAUGUAUGAAACAAGUAUGAAAAUGUAUUUAAUAAUUUCCAGAUUUGUCGAUUGCCUUUGUGAACCUAACCCCAAACACAAUGCUACACUACUUUACCUUUGGUGUUUUUAAGUAGGCUUAUUCAUAAACAUUUCAGAUAUUUGCUGAUAUAGAGCCAGAUAGCGAGUGCAUGUAUUUAUUAAUGAAGAAAUGACUGCUCAGUUUGUUCUUUUCAGCGUAGAAUCAUGUCAUUUAGUGGUUUUUUUGGUUUUCUGACAAAAUCCUGUAAGGCGAUUUUAUACAAUUGAAUGAACAGUGGGUUUUGCACUUUGCUAGAACAUUUAGCUUUUGAUGGUAGAACUUGGAACAAAUGUUGUCAUUGCUAUUUUGUGCAUAAAUCAGCCAAUAAGAUUCAGUAUUCAGUAAAGACAAUAUAAAAAUACUUUGCACUUUC